AUGUGGGAAGUUGACUCUGACACAGGGUCCCAAAGUGCGUCGUCGGACGGGAUUCGACGACGGCAAGGAUGGGACCCAGAGGCCGAGAGUUUGGCUUCUCAAAUCGAUGAACUCGACGAAGUUCUUGCAGAAGAAGAAGAGGGAUGUCCAUUACCUUCCACACCGGAGGAUCAACAUUUACUUGAUGCUGAAAUGGCUGAAGUACUAAAAGCUGGCGUGCUCUCCGACGAAAUAGAUCUGGGCGCUUUAGCACACAAUGCUGCAGAACAAGCUGAGGAAUUUGUGCGAAAAGUCUGGGAAGCAUCCUGGAACGUUUGUCACUUCAGACAUCUGCCGCGUUGGCUUCAAGACAACGAUUAUUUACAUAAGGGCCACAGACCUCCUCUUCCAUCGUUCAGCGCUUGCUUUGCUUCUAUCUUUCGCAUCCAUACAGAAACUGGUAACAUAUGGACCCAUUUGCUUGGAUGCGUCGCAUUUAUCGGCGUCGCUAUUUAUUUCUUAACUCGCCCAUCUAUUGAAAUACAAAUGCAAGAAAAAAUGAUAUUCGGAGUGUUUUUCAUUGGCGCUAUAGUAUGUCUCGGAUUUUCAUUUGCCUAUCAUACAUUGUACUGUCACUCUGAAAUGGUGGGUAAACUAUUUUCAAAGCUGGAUUACUGCGGCAUAGCUCUACUUAUUAUGGGGUCAUUUGUUCCUUGGCUGUAUUACAGUUUUUACUGCCACUAUAGACCAAAAAUAAUUUACUUAUCUGUAGUGGUUGUGUUAGGAAUAUUAUCAAUAAUAGUGUCACUUUGGGAUAGAUUCUCAGAGUCUCACCUCCGUCCACUGCGAGCCGGGGUGUUCAUGGGAUUCGGUUUGUCUGGAGUAGUGCCCGCUAUACAUUAUGGUAUUACAGAAGGUUGGUUCAGUCAAGUCAGUAUGACAUCUCUCUUUUGGCUGGUACUGAUGGGUCUGCUAUACAUAUUGGGGGCUAUGUUUUAUGCUUUGCGAGUGCCAGAACGCUGGUUCCCUGGAAAGUGUGAUAUUUGGUUUCAGUCCCACCAAAUAUUCCAUGUUCUUGUUAUUGUGGCAGCGUUUGUCCACUAUCAUGGUAUUAGUGAACUAGCAUCAUACCGAGUGACUGUUGGGGAAUGCUCUAUGCCUCCCUCAUCCAUUGCAUUC
This is a messenger RNA of Brenthis ino (lesser marbled fritillary), 1158 nucleotides long. Lineage: Eukaryota; Metazoa; Arthropoda; Insecta; Lepidoptera; Nymphalidae. The record is from the annotation of a GenBank genome assembly.